Molecule: messenger RNA, 716 nt
Organism: Labeo rohita (rohu)
Lineage: Eukaryota; Metazoa; Chordata; Actinopteri; Cypriniformes; Cyprinidae
Product: C-type mannose receptor 2
Exons: 2
Source: RefSeq, a predicted model, not a curated record
UGAACACAGGACUCAUCCUUGUCAAUCAGACGAUGAAUUGGAGAGACGCUCAGAGAUACUGCAGACAGAAUCACAUUGAUCUGGUCAGUGUGAGAAACCAGAAUGAGAAUCAACAGGUUGAGAAGAUCAUUAGUGAUAGAAAUUUAUCUGGAUCCCAUGUCUGGAUCGGUCUGUUCAGAGACUCAUGGCAGUGGUCAGAUCAGAGUGACUCCUCAUUCAGAUACUGGUUCACCACUGAACCUAAUAAUGUUGGAGGUGCUGAAAACUGUGCAAUCAUUAUACCGAGGACUCAGGGACAGUGGCAUGAUAACCCUUGCACCAGCAAAUUUCAUUUUGUGUGUCAUGAAGAUAAACUGGUUCUGAUCAAAGAGAAUCUGACGUGGUCUGAAGCUCUGAGUUACUGCAGACAGAAUCAUGUGGAUCUGGUCUCGGUUCAUUCAGAAGAGAUUCAGCGUGGUGUGAUGAACGUGGUUAAACGGGCAUCUACUGCGGCGGUGUGGUUGGGUUUACACAACUACUGCAGCAUGAACAUGUGGCUCUGGGUGAGUGGAGAGAUCGUGUGCUAUCACAACUGGGCUCCAGGGAACGGAACGACACGGGAAAACUGCAGCCUCGAGAACAGAAAAGGAGCAGUUCAGUCUGGAGGAGAUCAGCGCUGGAUCAGCCUUCCUGAAUCUCACAAACUCAACUUCAUCUGCAGCAGAUAUUAAGAGUGA